Messenger RNA from Mandrillus leucophaeus (drill), 515 nucleotides. It is a transcript of the gene TTC9B, whose product is annotated as tetratricopeptide repeat domain 9B. The coding region runs from base 1 to 411 and encodes 136 amino acids. The record is from RefSeq and is a predicted model, not a curated record. Gene Ontology annotation, molecular function: protein binding. NCBI's taxonomy places the organism in Eukaryota, Metazoa, Chordata, Mammalia, Primates, Cercopithecidae. The transcript has 4 exons.
AUGGGGGAAGUCUCGAGGGGUUUCCCUAGACCCAUAGGGGGCAGCCGGAGUCGGCUGCCGGAGGAGCAGCGGCGCCUGGUGGAGAGCACGGAGGUGGAGUGUUACGACUCCCUCACGGCUUGCCUGCUGCAGUCGGAGCUGGUAAACUACGAGCGCGUGCGCGAGUACUGUCUCAAGGUGCUGGAGAAGCAGCAGGGCAACUUUAAGGCCACCUACCGCGCCGGCAUUGCCUUCUACCACCUGGGCGACUACGCACGCGCGCUGCGCUACCUGCAGGAGGCCCGCAGCCGGGAGCCCACAGAUACCAAUGUGCUCCGUUACAUCCAGCUGACUCAGCUGAAGAUGAACCGUUGCAGCCUCCAGCGGGAAGACAGUGGGGCUGGGGCCCAGACUCGGGAUGUAAUUGGCUGAGGCCAACCCAGGGGGACCUCUCUACCCCUCACCCUCCCACCUCACCAUGUAACUUCCCCGACUCAUGUGUUCGUUGGUAAAACACUUGUCACUGGUGAUCACAA